Molecule: messenger RNA, 776 nt
Organism: Nerophis ophidion (straightnose pipefish)
Lineage: Eukaryota; Metazoa; Chordata; Actinopteri; Syngnathiformes; Syngnathidae
Product: CD59 glycoprotein-like
Exons: 5
Coding region: 126-488 (120 amino acids)
Source: RefSeq, a predicted model, not a curated record
UCUUGAGGGUUCAAGUAGGCUCCUCCCAGUGGGUGUGGUCUAACAGUGUAAUUGUUCCAUCAGUUUCAUCUCCAGUCAGUUAGUGAGCACUGUGGCAUCUGUCAAGUUCUACAGUUUGAGUGACGAUGGUGAACAUGAAGUUCUCUGUUAGCGUCUUUCUGAUGAUUUGCUUCUCUCUGAUGGGACUUGGAUCAGCAAUUCGCUGUUACAGUUGUAAAGAUUACACAGCGAGUUGUUCCAAACAACGAGACUGUAGCUAUGACGACGCCUGUCUGACGCUCACAGAAAGAGGAGGGAUGACGUUCCGCCAGUGCCUCAAGUAUUCAGACUGCGAGUACAGUCGACUUGGACAGAUGUUCCCACAGGUGUCCAGUUUUACUUUCAAGUGCUGCAACUCUGACUUGUGUAACUCCGCCCACUCCGCCGCAGCCACGUCUGUGAUUGGUGUGGUGGCUUCUGUGGUGGUCACGUGGUGGGUGACUCGCUGAUGUUGACGACUGCUUCGGAUUCCGUGGCACGAACAUUGCUCAUACUGCGCUGAUUCUUGGUUGACAGCUGUCAUUCUUUCUUCAAAACCCACUGAUAUUUAAUGUUAUUUGAUAUAAAGCUGCUUGAUUAUUCAACACUGACAAUAAGAGAAGAAGAAAUACGGUUGAUUAAUCGAUUACUAUCCCAGGUUGAUGUCACUCAUACAGUAUGUCACGUCAAAUAUUGUCAUUUUCUCAGUAACUGUUAUUACUUUUUGGAACUUAAAACUAAAUAAAUGGUAAAUAUGU